Messenger RNA from Protopolystoma xenopodis, 861 nucleotides. NCBI's taxonomy places the organism in Eukaryota, Metazoa, Platyhelminthes, Monogenea, Polystomatidea, Polystomatidae. The record is from the annotation of a GenBank genome assembly.
CAUAAAUCUGGCUUGAAAGAGCUAGAGGUGCUCAAAAAACUUAAUGAUGCAGAUCCUCAGGAUCGCUACCACUGUCUUAGAUUGUACCGACAUUUUUUCCACAAAAAUCAUUUAUGCAUGGUUUUUGAGUCUAUGCAUCUCAAUCUUCGGGAAGUUUUGAAAAAAUACGGUCGGAACGUAGGAUUACAUAUUGCUGCUGUUCGUUCCUAUACUCAGCAAAUGUUGCUUGCUCUCAAGCUUAUGAGAAAAUGUGGUAUUCUCCAUGCUGACAUAAAACCUGACAACAUACUUGUCACCGAGAACAAAAUAGUUCUUAAGCUCAGUGACUUUGGCUCCGCGUCGAUCAUACAGGAUAAUGAAAUCACUCCAUACCUCGUGUCUCGCUUCUACCGGGCUCCAGAAAUAAUUCUUGGCCUUCCUUACGACCAUGGCGUCGAUAUGUGGUCAACUGCUGUCACUCUCUUCGAGCUUCACACUGGGAAAAUUAUGUUCCCUGGCAAAUCAAACAACGAAAUGCUGCGACUAAUGAUGGAGGUUAAAGGGAAAAUGCCGAACAGAGUAAUAAGAAGAGGGGCAUUCAGGAACCAGCAUUUUGAUGAUCAGUUCAAUUUCCUUUAUCACGAGGUCGAUAAAGUUACCCAAAAGGCCAAAACUACUGUGAUCCGAAAUAUUACUGGUAACAGAGAUCUCUUAAAGGAAAUGUUAGGAAAUGAGAAGGCUGACGAGAUUGUUAUAAAGAAAGUGGAACAGUUUCGAAAUCUUCUAGAGAAGAUGAUAAUGCUAGAUCCACCUAAGCGGAUUUCUUUAAAUGAAGCUCUUCAACAUCCCUUUAUUACUGAAAGAAUGUCAAAUAAACAUUAG